Molecule: messenger RNA, 2229 nt
Organism: Mya arenaria
Lineage: Eukaryota; Metazoa; Mollusca; Bivalvia; Myida; Myidae
Product: peroxidase-like
Exons: 18
Coding region: 1-2229 (742 amino acids)
Biological process (GO): response to oxidative stress
Molecular function (GO): peroxidase activity; heme binding
Source: RefSeq, a predicted model, not a curated record
AUGCGACCGCGAUUCUUCAUCGUUGUCCUAGCCUCUGUCAUUGUGGUUCAGAUUAAGGCCCAUAUAGGCAUGGGACUCUUACAGAAAGCGUUCCAGAAGGAAAACAGAGACAAGGAAAUUGACAAAGAGAGGAAACAACUAGGUAUAUACAGAAAAAACGACGAACACAAGAGUACAGGGAAACUCCAUGGACUAUUUGGCUCAUUUAUGCAUAUAGGUCCCUUCCAAAAGGCGGUGGAAAAGGAGAAAAUAGAUGAAGAAUUUGACAAAAAGAAGUACCAACAAGGUAUAGACAGAAAAAACGACAAACGCAAGACGACAGAGGAGCUCCAUGGACUCUUUGCGGGCUCUGAUGCAAAGAUACGGAUGCUUGCAAGGGCCGCCAGUAUUCAGCUUAACGCCCUCAAAGAUAUCCUUAACGCGGAACACGUUGAUGCCAAUAUACUCCGUGAAAGCAACAAUUACCGGCAGGUGUGGAGGAAACAGUUCAAGGAAUAUUGUCCGUACGCGAAUGAGGACGAAGAUUGUGAUGAGACAGCUUUCUACCGAACUGCCGAUGGAACAUGUAACAACUUGCAGAACCCGAAAUGGGGAGCCACCUUUGCACCCGAGUUAAGGGAAGUUCCCGCCAUGUAUGACGACGGCAUUAACGAGCCACGACAAAAAGACCGUAUUGGUAACCCCCUGCCAAGUGCAAGGCUUAUCAGCAAUAUACUGCAUAAAGUGGACGGAGAAAGCCCCAGAAACUCUAACAGAACAAUGAUGGUUAUGCAGUUUGGCCAGUUUAUAGACCAUGAAUUUGUGGCAACACCAGUCAUGAAAGGCGAUGGGGGAACUAACAUCCAGUGUUGCGGUGCAGAGAAUGUCAACAGGACACAAUGCUUUCCAAUAUCCAUUCCUGAUGACGACCCUUACUUCAACAAGUCGUGUAUGAACUUUGUUCGUUCUGCACCUGUUGCUCGCGAGGAUUGUGACGCAGGUGUUCGGGAGCAGAUGAACCAUGUGACGUCAUUUAUCGAUGGUUCUGCUGUUUACGGUUCUACCAAAGAGAACAUGAUGGCUUUACGGACGAUGUCCGGUGGUUACCUGAAGUCCAUUGAUGAGCUUUAUGAAAUGCUUCCAAAGAAUAGUGACAACGCCUGUGUCAUGUCUGAACCGGGAGAUUAUUGCAUGAAAGCUGGUGACUUUCGUGUUAAUGUGGUCCCCAGUCUGGGCUGGACCCACACCCUGUUUUUCCGAUCUCACAACCGAAUGGCAGAAGCAUUGGCGGAAAUCAAUCCUCACUGGAAUGACGAAACUCUUUUCCAACAGGCAAGGAGGAUACACGCCGCACAGAUGCAGAUCAUUACUUAUAAUGAGUACCUUCCAUCUAUAUUAAACGAUAACACCAUGAGGGAGUACAACUUGAACCUAAAGACAAAUGGUUAUAACGAAGUGUACAGACCUAAUGUGAACCCAACCAUUGCCAAUGUGUUUGCAGUUGCCGCAUUUAGGUUCGGUCACUCUCAGAUCGCUGACUACCAGGCCAUCAUGAAUAACGACUACAAGAUUGUCGAGAAGAGACCAAUAGAAGAGACUUACCUUAAUCCACAUAUGGUAACAUUCGAAAAUGGCGGUUCACUAGCGGGUAUAGGCAGAUGGCUGUCUGCAGACCCAACACCAUUGGCCGAUGGGUUGUUCGAAGCAGGAACGCGUAACAAGUUGUUUAUGGACGAGAUGAAAAACAGUCUAGACCUGCCUGCCCUAAAUAUCCAGCGUGGACGCGACCACGGAAUACCUCCAUAUAACCACUGGCGAAACCAUUGUCGAUUUGAAAAGGCUAAAAUGGACAAAGAUGGAUUCGUUUUGCCUGACCACACCGAAAAACAAACCAAACUACUUCAAGAGGCAUACAGUCACGUUGACGACAUCGACCUAUUCGCGGGUGCCAUGACAGAAACAUUACUGCCUGGAAGCUCUGUCGGUCCGACGUUUGCCUGUCUGAUCGGCCGGCAGUUUCAAAGAAUUAUGGAGGGGGACAGAUACUGGCAUGAGACUUCUAAUAAAAUCACUCGAUUUACACUUGACCAGCUUCAAGAGCUCCGUAAGAUAACCCUUGCGAAGGUGAUGUGUGACAACUACCAUAUCGAGAAGAUACAACCCAAUGUCUUCGUGGUACCAUGCAGUGGCAAUGAACGAAUGUCAUGUGAUGACCUACCAGGGAUUGAUCUGACCAAAUGGAAGGAUUAA